UCGCAUGAGCACGAGAAGAAAGUGAAGAAUUAAUGCGAACCAGAGAACAAUGAAAAAAGGAGUCGCAAGUCCAAUUUCUUGUCCACACAAAUCAGACUCGAAGCUGCGCUUCAGAGUAGAGGCCUCCUAAGAUUAUUUUAUUAUUGGUUUUCUUUGGGUGUCACCGAAGCUCGGCCAUUUGGACUGGGCGCCGCUGCAGGGAUCGCUGCUCCCCUCCCCUCUCUGGUCCACUCUUACGCGCUAUAAGAAGAUCCGAAGGAGACCGAUUCUUGUUUUUCUUUUUCUCCUUCUCUGGUUUCCCGUCUCCUUCCUACUCUAGUCGCCUGCCCAUCACUUCCUUCGCCCAUUAAUGGCUGCUGCUUAGACUUGGCGGCUUCGACUCAGUCUUCUCACGGCAUGCACACGGAAGAGAGGAGCAGGACAGAUCUAAAUAGGUUCACUCAUUGAGGAAAAAGUUUAUGCGUUGUAAGGGUAUUGGACUUUGAAUAUCCUGUUUCUGUCAGUUCCGGUGCAAGUUCCUUUACUGAGAUUGCUGCCCUUAUCAUUUGGCGGUAGUUGUUGUCUUCUUGGCUUCAACAAUCACGCAAUAGGGUUCUUACACUUAUCUUGAAGGAUGAGCGCGCUUGUUUUAUUUGUUUCUUAAGAGUUGACUGAGAGGCAGUCCACCUAUGAUGGUCAUUGUCCAUCCAUCAAUUGAAAUGAGCCCAGUAGAAGAGCAUCCCAGCUGCGAAGAGGGAGACCCAAUUGUCUCAUCUUCGAGAUCCAGGAAGCCCCAUUCAUCAUCUGUUCCAGAUUUCACACUGUGGACUCCCAAGCAAAUCAGAUAUACGAUAUGGACCAGCGUUUACACUGUUUUGAUUAAAGCCAAGAUCAAUGUACUAUUACCUUUUGGCCCACUUGCAAUCCUCCUUCAUUAUCUAACUGGAAGGCAUGGAUUAGUUUUCUUAUUCAGUUUAGUGGGCAUAACACCAUUGGCUGAGCGCUUGGGUUAUGCUACAGAGCAACUUGCCUUCUUCACUGGGCCUACAGUUGGAGGACUCCUAAAUGCUACAUUUGGCAAUGCAACUGAGAUGAUUAUUUCUAUAUAUGCUUUGAAAAGUGGUAUGAUACGUGUUGUCCAGCAGUCAUUACUUGGCUCUAUUUUAUCCAAUAUGCUAUUGGUGCUUGGUUGUGCUUUCUUUUGUGGUGGAAUCAGACACUGCAAAAAGGAUCAACGGUUCAACAAGGAAGCUGCUGUGGUGAGCUCGGGAUUGCUGCUUAUGGCUGUCAUGGGUAUCCUUUUCCCAGCUGUUCUUCAUUUUACCCAUACGGAGGUGCACUUUGGGAAGUCAGAGUUGGCACUUUCAAGGUUUAGUAGCUGUAUAAUGCUGCUGGCAUAUGCAAGUUAUCUGCUAUUCCAAUUGAAAAGCCGUCCAAGUCUUUACACUCCUAUUGAUGAGGAAAUAGAGAACAGUGUUGAAGCCUCCAUAGCUGAGGAUGAAGAGGUUCCUGAGAUAAGUCUGUGGGCAGCUAUUUGUUGGCUUGCUAUUUUAACGGUGUGGAUCUCCAUUCUUUCUGGAUAUCUUGUCGAUGCAAUACAGGGAGCAUCUGAAUCGUUGAAUAUGCCUGUUGCAUUCAUCAGUGUCAUUCUUCUUCCUAUUGUGGGAAAUGCUGCAGAGCAUGCCAGUGCAAUCAUGUUUGCCAUGAAAGAUAAACUUGACAUUUCCUUGGGAGUUGCAAUAGGAUCUUCCACUCAGAUUUCAAUGUUUGUGAUUCCUUUUUGCGUUGUUGUUGGCUGGAUGAUGGAAAAGCCAAUGGACCUCAAUUUUCAGCUAUUUGAGACGGCUACACUUUUCAUUACGGUUCUGGUAGUCACGUUUAUGCUGCAGGAAGGUACUUCAAACUACUUCAAAGGGCUGAUGCUAAUUUUUUGUUAUCUUAUUGUUGCUGCGAGUUUCUUUGUGCAUAUUGAUCCUAAAACGAGUGCUGAUGAUUAGCUGCGGUAUGCCCACGACUGAGUUUAAGAUGAAAGCAAAGCUGCAGGGAUCUUCAGUGUAUAUAAGUUCGUCGAGAACCCCACUUAAGACGCCUACAGUACUCAAGAAAUUGCCAGUCAAUAGCUGCAGAGAGAGAUGGAGGAAGAGAGCCCGUUUUCUUUGCAAAUUUGGCACUGGGUUGUACGUCUGAAAUUUUUUAUUUAAUUAUCAGGAGUCUUUGAAUCUGUUCCAAUCAAUUUCAAUAUGAAUGUAAUAUUUUCUUGUUUUUA
This is a messenger RNA of Nymphaea colorata (pocket water lily), 2245 nucleotides long. Its product is annotated as vacuolar cation/proton exchanger 3-like. The record is from RefSeq and is a predicted model, not a curated record. The transcript is spliced from 15 exons. Lineage: Eukaryota; Viridiplantae; Streptophyta; Magnoliopsida; Nymphaeales; Nymphaeaceae. Gene Ontology annotation, cellular component: plant-type vacuole membrane. Gene Ontology annotation, molecular function: calcium:proton antiporter activity. Gene Ontology annotation, biological process: intracellular calcium ion homeostasis; calcium ion transmembrane transport. Bases 669 to 1976 code for a protein of 435 amino acids.